Messenger RNA from Salvia miltiorrhiza (redroot sage), 1249 nucleotides. Its product is annotated as cysteine protease XCP2-like. Gene Ontology annotation, molecular function: cysteine-type endopeptidase activity. The transcript is spliced from 4 exons. Lineage: Eukaryota; Viridiplantae; Streptophyta; Magnoliopsida; Lamiales; Lamiaceae. Gene Ontology annotation, cellular component: lysosome. The coding region runs from base 90 to 1142 and encodes 350 amino acids. The record is from RefSeq and is a predicted model, not a curated record.
AAUUUCUCAAGAAUCUCCAUUGUUUUUGCAUCAUAUUCCCAUUCAUCAAAAAACCAAUAUCUCUUCCAUUGUAUUUGUAGCCACAAAACAUGGCUAUCUCUCUAUGUUCCAAGCUAUUUAUUCUAGCAGCGUUGGCGCUGUUGUACACAAGCACCACAACGUAUGCACGGGAGCUCUCAAUCGUGGGGUACGCGCCCGAGGAUCUAACGUGCAUCGACAAGCUCAUCAAUCUCUUCGAAUCUUGGGUGGACAAGCAUGGCAAGAUGUACAAAACCCUAGAAGAGAAGCUGCACAGGUUUGAGAUCUUUAAGGAUAAUUUGAAGCACAUUGAUGAGAGGAAUAAGGCUGUUAGCAACUAUUGGCUAGGGUUGAACGAGUUCUCCGAUUUGAGCCAUGAUGAGUUCAAGAAAAUGUUUUUAGGCCUAAAAUCAGAUGGAAUUCCCAAGAGGGAUGAGAAUUUUAAGUACAGGGAUUUCGUGGAUUUGCCUAAAUCCGUCGAUUGGAGGAAGAAAGGAGCCGUCACACGCGUCAAGAACCAGGGUCAAUGUGGUAGCUGUUGGGCGUUUUCAACAGUGGCUGCAGUUGAAGGUAUCAACCAAAUCGUGACAGGGAACUUAACCGAACUGUCCGAGCAAGAGCUGAUCGACUGCGACACGGCCUACAACAAUGGCUGCAACGGCGGCUUAAUGGACUACGCCUUCUCCUUCAUUGUCUCCAACAACGGCCUCCACAAGGAAGACGACUACCCUUACCUCAUGGAGGAAGGCACUUGUCAAGAAAGCAGAGAUGAGGCGGAGGUAGUAACGAUCGAUGGGUACCACGACGUGCCAGCAAACGACGAGAAGAGCCUCUUGAAAGCCCUGGCGAACCAGCCCCUGAGUGUGGCCAUUGAUGCUUCCGGGAGGGAUUUCCAAUUCUAUAGCGGGGGCGUGUUUGACGGACAUUGUGGAACGGAUCUUGAUCACGGAGUUGCAGCAGUUGGAUAUGGGACGAGCAAAGGCGUGGACUACGUGGUGGUGAAGAACUCGUGGGGGCCCAAAUGGGGCGAGAAGGGGUUUAUUAGGAUGAAGAGGAACAAUGGGAAGCCUGAGGGGAUGUGUGGCAUUAACAAAAUGGCCUCCUUCCCAACCAAAGCCCACUGAUCAUCUAAUUCUUAUUAUUCUUGUCAUUGCUGUUUUUCUUUAUUUUAUUACUUAUGUUGUUCUUCUGAUGUUCAAGGAAUAAGACAAUUUCUCCCUUUGUCCAAAAA